UUCGCAUUUUGUUUUCUCCCGCGCGAUCUCUCUUCCCCCUUUCCCUCCCGCAGGUCGCAUCCGUCGCCGCCGCUCGCAGCUCGCCUCUCGGUUGUAUCCCACCGAACCAAGUGCAACCCGCGGGCCAUCCGUUCGUCCUCAGCGUGCUGACUGCGCAGCCUUCAUCCCGUGGUAUCGCCGGCACCAGCCUGUCGCCGCCAUCGCCUGCAUCCCUCUUCCGGAAAUACUCACCUCCUCCUCCUCCCCCUGUUCCAUUUCUCGAGAGCAAGCAACUACCCUAGCCCUAUUCUGCUUUUUAUCUUGCGUCCCAUUGUUUAGUUUCUGUUCUUCUCCGGCAGAUUUAUGUGAGCGAGGGUCAUUGAAGGCAGCAAGGAGGUUCUGUUCUCCUUCCCUAACGGCAUAAUCAGUGUUGUAUGGUCGAAUUGCAGCUGUUCUGUCAAUUAAAAAUUCGUAGAUUCUUCUCUCUUCUUUAGAUCAGGUGUAGUCGUACGUGCAGCUUUUGAUGAACAGGUAGACGCAGCCCCUUCAGAUUAUCUAUGAUCCACACACACACACAUAUUUGUUAGGAUCAUAGAAAGUGUAGUUCAUUUUUUUGUUAAUUAGGGAAUAAGCUUGACAAUUCAUCAAUGUUUGUAGCAGAGUAAGGCAAUAACUUUGUUUCUUAGACUCAGCAUAGAAGAUGCCUGAUUAUUAUGACAUGGACGAUAUCAUCAUGGAGGAUCAGCAUAUUCAAGUUAUUUUUCAAGUUGGAGCUAAUGGUGUUGGUUUGCUAGAUCCAGGUUCAGAAAAUAACAGUGUAGAGAAGGGCGCUAAAGUAGAACUUCCUUUUUGGCUUGCUCAUGAAUUGCAAUUGAGGCAAGCAGUAUCAAUCUAUCUUCCAGCCUGCUUCAGCCAAAAGACUAGGAAUGAAAUCAAGGCUGAUGCUGCAUGUGUUAACUUAAAGGUUCAUUGCCCUUACUUUUAUGAGUUGGGUUGCAAGAUUGUUCCACUGGUUAGUGAUAAGACGAUUGGAUCAUUUCUAUAUGAAACAUUCACUAGUAGGUACCUGGAGAUGCUGAGCAAGUCACACAGUGCUUCAGUUUUAACUGCUCCAAAAUUCCUGCCACGUCUCUCGAAAGAAGAGAUACAAUUGUUUGAGGCUUCCCGCUCUUCCAUGAUGGCCUUCAAGAAAUGGCGGGCGGGUGGCUCCAGAUUGGAGAAGGCACCCGUCCUAGGGAGGAAAAGGAAGACGACUAUUCCAACAUUUCCAUCCUCGCCAUGAUGAUAUGGAUCUCAUUAAAUGAUUUGUAGCCACCUCAAAUGUUGAAGAUUUGGAGGAAAUUGUAGAUCAAGGAUGUUAAAAGUUCGGAGCAGUAAGUACAAUUUGUUUAUGAUGCUUUUCAGUUUCAAGUAGAGUUUAACCAUUUAAAUUCGUCUGAAAUCCGGAGUUGUUUCAACAGUAACGAAGAAUUUAAGAUUGUAAAAAAUUAAAGUACAAGUGGAUGGAAUUUGUAGACAAUUAAUUUCUUAUAUAUCGGUAUGCCCUUCCAGCGAGCUUAGACUGACAGGAAGCAUUUUGUGGUUUAA
This is a messenger RNA of Zingiber officinale, 1566 nucleotides long. Its product is annotated as DNA replication complex GINS protein PSF3-like. Gene Ontology annotation, biological process: mitotic DNA replication initiation. The coding region runs from base 680 to 1261 and encodes 193 amino acids. Lineage: Eukaryota; Viridiplantae; Streptophyta; Magnoliopsida; Zingiberales; Zingiberaceae. The record is from RefSeq and is a predicted model, not a curated record. The transcript has 7 exons. Gene Ontology annotation, cellular component: GINS complex.